Messenger RNA from Cucurbita maxima (winter squash), 619 nucleotides. RefSeq names its product auxin-responsive protein SAUR24-like. Gene Ontology annotation, biological process: response to auxin. The transcript has a single exon. The record is from RefSeq and is a predicted model, not a curated record. Lineage: Eukaryota; Viridiplantae; Streptophyta; Magnoliopsida; Cucurbitales; Cucurbitaceae. Bases 89 to 376 code for a protein of 95 amino acids.
AAGUAAACAACAAAGUAAACUUCAAAACAGUCAUUUACUACUUCCUCUUCAAAUUUGUUCCACAUCAAUUGAAACAGCAAGCUUAGUAAUGGGAAUCUUUCCAUUCCAGAUUCUUUUUGUCAAGCAAAUUCUAAAAAUGCCAUCAGGUUUCACCAAAAACCAGUAUGUCCCGAAAGGUCAUGUAGCAGUUUACGUGGGAGAGAGGCAAAGGAAACGAUUUGUGGUUCCGAUAUCAUACUUGAAUCAUCCUUCAUUCAAACAGCUCCUUAAAUAUGCCGAGGAAGAGUUUGGUUUCCAGCAUCCUCAAGGGGGUCUCACAAUUCCUUGCAAGGAGGAUGCCUUCAUUGAUCUCACUUCUAGAUUGCAAGUUUUCUAGAGAGAGAAGAGCAAAAGGGAAAGUACAAAGUUAUGAGAAUCUAUUGUUGCUCGACUCAUUUGUGAACUAAUACUAAAAUGUUUUAGGAAGUCCAAGAGCAAUGCCUUCUAGAAUGUGAAUGAAUGAAAUUAUGUUGAGCUUUAAACUAAUAUGUGAUUAAUAGAAAUGCUGAUAAGCAUAUUCGAAGACUGAUAAUCAACUCUAUCUCGUGGCUGCUAAACAUUUUCUUAUAAGAUGGGGCAA